ACCAGCUCUAAUAGAAUUAGAUCUUACUAGUUUUGUCACCGAAGAAUUGACCAAUGAAUUAUUUUUCUCAAUCAUUAAGCCUUUAUUGGAAAUGUUAAAUCCAAGUGAGAUUUUUCGCAAUUUGUUUCCAUAUAUUUUUGAUACUAUCAGUAGAACCGUUUCACUUACUAGACUAAUCAAUUGCAUUCAAGAGUUUAAUGAAAAAGGAGGUGAUGAUCCGAGUAAUGUUCUUCAAC
Racocetra persica is the source of this 236-nucleotide messenger RNA. NCBI's taxonomy places the organism in Eukaryota, Fungi, Glomeromycota, Glomeromycetes, Diversisporales, Gigasporaceae. The record is from the annotation of a GenBank genome assembly.